CCGAGAGCGGUGCAGUGCAAAGUGAGACAGAGUGCGUUCGAGAGAGCAUACAGAGUUGCACGCGAAGUCCGUGAAAAUAAACGUGAAAACCUCAUUGUUGAAAAUCAAUUGAGACCCACUGAAUCACAGCUAGCAUAGUCUGCAAUUUGCAGUUUGUUUUCUUGGUCGUGUAUCAUUUGUUUAUCGUAUGUCCAUCCAGAAUCUAAAUACAUUCGACCCCUUUGCAGAUGCAAUCAAGGGUGCUGAUGAAAAUGUGCAAGACGGUCUUGUGCAUAUAAGAAUUCAACAGAGGAAUGGUCGCAAGACACUAACUACUGUUCAGGGCCUGUCCUCGGACUAUGACCUGAAGAAGAUUGUCCGGACAUGUAAGAAGGAAUUUGCAUGCAAUGGCACUGUAAUUGAGCAUCCAGAGUACGGUGAAGUGUUGCAAUUGCAAGGUGACCAGCGUGAAAAUAUUUGCCGCUGGCUUACAAAAUCCGGGCUCGCCAAGGCGGAGCAGCUCAAAGUGCACGGAUUCUAAAGUCCGGCAGCGAAGGCGGCUUCGGAGGAGAGAAAAUUAACCACACAUAACACAAACACACAUUUCGAAAAGCGAGCGCGACGUGAAAAUCUCAGUCUUCAUCUCAGAUAGAGAGAAUUUUGUUGUCAUUUGCGGAUAGCAAACGAGAAGUGGCGUCAACAUUGAUCAAUCAAAUGAAUGCCGGCUAAAAGAGGAGAGAAAAGAAAGGGCGACGACGAGGAAAUUUUCCGUGAUUGAGUUCAGAUGAGAAGCGAAGGCGACUUUCUUUUUAAAUGAAACUGAUAUAGGCAAAAUUCAACUCCUUUUGAAGACCACAAACUUGUUCUAAUGUAAUUAUCCUUCGUCGUUGAGCAUAUAUGAAAAGUAAAAUUUUGCAACUAUAAAAAAAAAUCCAACACUCAAUGAUUCUCUAUAUAAAUUUAAAUGUUUAAUUGCACAACAUAAAGUUAAUAUUGAAACCGAUGAUAUUCUUUAAACUUUUCCUGUCAUACUGAAUGUAAAGAAAAAGGAGCACUGAAGAAAUAGAUUUAGUAGACAAUUUUCCCCUCCUCGAGAGAGUGUUUCGAACGAAAGAAGAGAAUAUUUCUUUAUGACUUUGUAACGAGAUUAAUACUGUUUUUUUUUCUCUUUCACAUAAGACACAGAGAUAAUGGAAAUCCAAAACAGAUAGCGAGAAUGUAGUUAAAUGAGAGCAGACGAUAAAGAGUGAAGAGAGAAAGAUAGAGCCCGAUAUUUUAAAUGGAAAAUUUAAGUGGAAAACGCUAAUAAUUUGCAAAAUCACGAUAGAAAGUAAAUGUAAAUGGAUUUAUCUCAAUGCAAAGUCAAUUAUUUGCAUUAAGAAAUGUAUCUUGGAGCGAUUGACGUCUUCAGAGAGUGUGAAUCUUUGUUUCUUUUAGUUGCAUCAACAAGUUUGUAGGACAAUUUUCUUCCUCUUCACAUUCUUUUCCCUUUUUUUAAAUUGAGAUUCAACCAAUUUUUGUUAAACACAUCUAAACACUUCUCUGGAAUAUAGUAAGAAAUCAGGCUGAAUAAAUUGAUGGAUUAAAGCGUAAACUUGUUAUUUGAGUAAUAUUCUUCUGGCUGUUUUGCACUGCCAAGUGAAAUGUUUUGGUUUCUGAUAAAUGAAUUUGAUAAAUAGUUCUGAAAGUUAAUGAUCCCGAUCCACUUCUUUUCCUCCCCAAUCUCGAUAGAAAACGUGAAGAAAUAAAGAUAAAUUGAGUAAAAA
Phlebotomus argentipes is the source of this 1745-nucleotide messenger RNA. It is a transcript of the gene eIF1, whose product is annotated as eukaryotic translation initiation factor eIF1. The transcript is spliced from 3 exons. Gene Ontology annotation, molecular function: ribosomal small subunit binding; translation initiation factor activity; RNA binding. Gene Ontology annotation, cellular component: eukaryotic 43S preinitiation complex. Gene Ontology annotation, biological process: translational initiation. Bases 188 to 520 code for a protein of 110 amino acids. The record is from RefSeq and is a predicted model, not a curated record. Lineage: Eukaryota; Metazoa; Arthropoda; Insecta; Diptera; Psychodidae.